Messenger RNA from Stylonychia lemnae, 1617 nucleotides. NCBI's taxonomy places the organism in Eukaryota, Ciliophora, Spirotrichea, Sporadotrichida, Oxytrichidae. The record is from the annotation of a GenBank genome assembly.
AUGGAAUGCUGCGGGUGCUUUAUGACUAAGGCCUAAUCAUCCACUCUCAGACCUAAAUCUCAAAACCCUAGAGUGAAAAGUGACAAAACGAAAAGACCGAAAAAAGACCAAGAGAAGAGGUCUAGACCCUUGGAGAAAAUGCCAAGUUUUAAUUUAAAUAAUAACUAGACAGAUUUACAAAUUGAAUAAUAGAAUAGGAAUAAUUAAGUUGAUUCAAGAGUAAAUAUCGACAAUGAGGUAACUCGCCAAGAGCCAAUUCAAUCUGAAUCUUAGAAGCUAGGAGUUAGUGAGGCAAUGAGAAAGACUCAUGUGACAAUGCUAAGUCUACAAAAUAACAUGUUCUAUUCAAGGGAAGACUCCUAGUUACACUCAUAAAUUACUAAUCAAGACAAAGACAUUAAAGUCAACAAGUCAGAAAACAAGCUAGAUCAAUUGUUCAUGUAGCCAAAUAUUUAUUAGGGCCUGGAUGGGAGAUGUCCAUUGUCUGAUGAACAGGAUUCAUAAGUUGCCUCCCCGCAAAGUUCUGCUCUGAAUUAAUCCCCCUUGAUUUAUGCUAUCAAAUCUUUCAAAUACUACUGCUAAUUUUGUUCCAAAUCGUUUCAAAAGUUAUUGAUAACAGAUUUUAAGCCAAAUAUAGACUAGUCAGUUAGGCUUAUUGGAAUCAAUGAACUUUUCAACUCAUCUGAAAGUAGGCUUACAUUGAAUUAAAAUACUUUAGAUCAUCAAUGCUAGUGUCCAUUAUGCAAUUAAAACGUCUAUUUGAUUUUGAAUGCUAGUCUUUACGUUGGAAGUCAAGAGCUAAUGGAAUGCUUCGAUAUAGUGAAUUCAGGAGAGAAUUUGAAUUUAAUGGAAUCUGAGUAUGAUUGUGCUAGUAGCUCAAAGUUAAAAUAGCAGCACCCUUCAUUUAUAAACAAAAGGUCACAUAAGAACUUGACACUAUCAGCACAAUUAAGUGAAUUCAUGGAAAAACAAUCAAUGGAUCGCAUUAUAUUGAAAAAUGAUUUGGACUCUUAGUCUUAAAUUAGCAAUAGACUCACUCAGGUAUCACUUAAAACUUAGCAUCUAAUGUUUAAGCAUAAAUUUCAAAAACUCAAAGGGUCGAAUAAAUAUGCAUAGAUGAUCAUUGUGGGAGAACUACCAUUGUCAGCAGCGAAAAAGUUAUAGCAAAGCAGAGUUCUUAGUUCAUCUGUAAUGAUGAAUAUGACUAGUUAAGAACAAGCAACGAUACAAUAAAAUCCAGAUGGACAAAGACAAUCAUUAAAGUCUUAGUAAGAUUCAAGAAACAAGCAUAGAGAAGUUGAUGGAAUAUCAAGACUCCCUCAUGUUUUUAAGACCCACCUAAAUUUAAAAGAAUAUCAAAAAACACCAGGAUAUCAAAAAUACACUCCUCCUGAUCUGAUUCACUAGGUCGACAAGAUGUAAUGCAUUUAAAUAAACAAGGAUGUAAUGAAAGCAAUGCUUGACAAUAAAAUGGCAAAGAAUAAAUCUUUUCUGGAGUUGAAAUUUAUUCCACUAGAUCACGGUAAUAGUAAAGUAAGGUUUAAGGCAUCAAGAAAUGUUGAUUUUGUUGGACUUGGAGACUCAGGGCCUGUGAAACAAACUAAGUAACUAGCUUGA